CAUGUUUUACUGAAACACCAAUCUCGCAAGAAAACAAGAAAAUUGCGAAACCGAGCCAGUGCAGAAAACAAGAACAAAAGCUUCACAAGAUUCGAUUCUAUUAACCUAAUUAUCAAGGUCACAUGGCUUGGAGGCGUUUGAUAACACAGGUUGAAAGGCGUCAAUCAGAAUUUGGAAAGGUCAAAGAUAUAUUGAGUAGAAGCUAUUUAUCACAUAAUAAGUUUGAUGGCUGUUCAAGGAAUGGGAUUUUAUUCUCCCAGGAAAGAUCCCAGUCCAGCUAUCUUGGAAAUCUGGCCCGACGACUACGCGAUUCAUCUGAAGCUGAGGAAGCCUCUUAUCUAAAAGAACUUUACCGUCGAAAUGAUCCUGAAUCUGUGAUUAGAGCAUUUGAAAGUCAGCCAUCUCUGCAUACGAAUUCUUCGGCACUUGCUGAAUAUGUUAAAGCAUUGGUUAAAGUUGAUAGGCUGGAUGAAAGUGAAUUACUCAAGACUUUGCGAAGAGGUAUUUCCAAUUCUGUGAGAGAGGAAGAAAGUAGUUUGGGUGGCCUUGCUGCUCUCAGAAAUGUGGGUAAAUCUACAAAAGAUGGAAUUCUUGGAACUGCAACUGCUCCUAUUCAUAUGGUUGCUGCAUCAGAAGGUGGAAAUUUCAAGGAACAGUUAUGGCGUACAAUUAGAUCUGUUGCCGUGGCCUUCCUCUUGAUUUCUGGUGUAGGAGCUCUCAUUGAGGAUAAAGGAAUUAGUAAAGGUCUUGGUAUGAAUGAAGAAGUGCAGCCUAGUGUGGAGACAAGUACUAAAUUUAGUGAUGUGAAAGGUGUGGAUGAGGCAAAGGCGGAACUUGAAGAGAUUGUUCAUUACCUUAGAGAUCCUAAGCGCUUUACUCGUCUAGGUGGCAAACUCCCAAAAGGUGUUUUGCUUGUUGGCCCGCCUGGCACUGGAAAAACAAUGUUGGCAAGAGCCAUUGCUGGAGAGGCUGGAGUUCCUUUCUUUUCAUGCAGUGGAAGUGAAUUUGAAGAGAUGUUUGUUGGUGUUGGUGCACGAAGAGUGAGAGAUCUUUUUACUGCUGCAAAAAAGAGGUCGCCUUGUAUAAUCUUUAUUGAUGAGAUUGAUGCUAUUGGCGGAAGUCGAAAUCCAAAAGACCAAAUGUACAUGAAGAUGACUUUAAAUCAAAUGCUUGUUGAGUUAGAUGGAUUCAAACAAAAUGAAGGCAUAAUUGUGAUUGGUGCUACUAAUUUUCCUGAGUCACUAGAUAAGGCUCUGGUGAGACCUGGGCGUUUUGAUCGCCAUGUCGUUGUUCCCAAUCCAGAUGUAGAAGGACGGCGACAGAUUAUGGAAUCUCACAUGUCAAAGGUUCUGAAAGCGGAUGAUGUUGAUCUGAUGAUCAUUGCUCGGUGUACACCUGGUUUCUCUGGUGCUGACCUUGCAAAUUUGGUUAAUGUUGCUGCCCUCAGGGCUGCGAUGAAUGGUUCCAAAGCUGUGAGCAUGCAUGAUUUAGAGUUUGCCCGGGACAAAAUCAUGAUGGGAAGUGAACGCAAGUCAGCUGUUAUAUCUGAGGAGUCAAGAAAGACUACUGCUUUCCAUGAGGGUGGCCAUGCCUUGGUAGCAGUUCACACUGACGGUGCGCUUCCUGUUCACAAGGCAACUAUAGUUCCUCGUGGGAUGGCUCUUGGCAUGGUUUCUCAACUGCCGGACAAGGAUCAGACUAGUCACUCUCGUAAACAGAUGCUUGCUAGGCUUGAUGUUUGUAUGGGAGGUCGGGUUGCUGAAGAGCUAAUUUUUGGAGAAAGUGAAGUUACUUCUGGUGCAUCCUCAGAUCUUUCACAGGCAACUUCUUUGGCCAGGGAAAUGGUUACAAAGUAUGGUAUGAGUACUGAAGUUGGUCCGGUCACUCACAAUUACUAUGAUAAUGGAAGAAGUAUGAGCUCAGAAACUAGGCUGCUUAUUGAGAAAGAAGUGAAGAACUUACUGGAGAGAGCUUACAACAAUGCAAAAACUAUCCUAACCACCCAUGAAAAGGAGCUUCAUGCACUUGCAAAUGCUCUUCUGGAGCAUGAGACACUUACAGGAAGUCAGAUAAAUGAAUUAAUUGCAAAGGUCAAAUCCCAGAAGCAACAACCGCAGUCACGUGUUGUCGAAGCUCAGGGAAAUUCUCGGCCCAAUCCAGCAGCUGCUGCGGCAGCAGCGGCCGCUGCAGCCGCAGCUUCUGCUGCUGCAAAAGCUCAAGGAGUUGCACCAGUAGGAUCUUAGCGCAGAAAACUGGCGAUGCUAAAUAAUCACUACCGGAUUAAUAUGUGCAGAUAGUAAUUAAUCGGUGUUUUUGUGGGUUCCAUCAAAUUCAGUCCAUGGAACUCGACUGUGUUUUUGUGGGUUCCAUCAAAUUCAGUCCAUGGAACUCGACUGUAUUCAGGGUCAGGCUGACCCCAUAUUUUAGUGAGUUGAAAUAUCUUGUAGGAGUUCCCAUUAUUAUUUUUAAUAAUUGUCUUGUUACUUUUAUAUAGGAUUAUUAUCCGUCAGAACUGCAAUCAUAUUUUUAUCUUAAACUUUCA
Vicia villosa (hairy vetch) is the source of this 2542-nucleotide messenger RNA. RefSeq names its product ATP-dependent zinc metalloprotease FTSH 4, mitochondrial-like. Gene Ontology annotation, molecular function: ATP hydrolysis activity; metalloendopeptidase activity; ATP-dependent peptidase activity. The transcript is spliced from 8 exons. Gene Ontology annotation, cellular component: membrane; chloroplast thylakoid. Gene Ontology annotation, biological process: proteolysis. The record is from RefSeq and is a predicted model, not a curated record. NCBI's taxonomy places the organism in Eukaryota, Viridiplantae, Streptophyta, Magnoliopsida, Fabales, Fabaceae. The coding region runs from base 123 to 2243 and encodes 706 amino acids.